AUGGAAAAAGAAAAUACUGAAGAAUCAGACGCCAGCAAAGUUGUAUCUGUCUUAGCGGAGCCGAAACCGGAACUGUCGCAGACAGAUGAAUCUAAGGAUAAUGCAAAAGAAUUGGAAUCCAGCGCUUCGGCGACUCCCGGUAAUAGCGGUGCGAAAGCGAAACAAUCGGUAUCAAAAGCUUCAGCCAAGAAAAAACGACGGAAAGUGCCAAAGGAUGCAAAUGCCCCUAAGCAUCCUCUUACUGGCUACGUGCGCUACAUGAAUGAGAAUCGCGAAGGGGUACGACAAAAAAAUCCAAAUUUAACACCUGUCGAAAUUACAAAAAUCAUGGCUGAAGAAUGGUCUAAGUUACCGGAUGAACGAAAGAAACCGUAUCUGGAAGCGGCGGAGGCUGACAAAGAACGCUAUAACAAAGAGAUUUCCGAGUACAAACUGAGCAAUGAAGCGAAAGCUAAGGCAAUGCAAAAUGACGCACCACCGGUAAAAAAGGAGUUGCCGGAAGCGAAAGUUGCGGCUCCCUCUAUUCCGUAUGUGAAUGGAAAGGUGGAGCAGAAAGUGAUUCGGCGGGGCAAUUAUGAUAUACCAAUUUUCACGGAAGAUUUUCUAGAUCACAACAAAGUUGUCGACUCGGAGCUACGUACAUUGCGUAAAUCUAAUAUCGAUUACGAACAGCAAAAUUCAGUUCUCGAAAAACAUGUGGAGAACAUGGAAAAUGGUAUUCAAAAAAUGGAAAGUGAAACUAGCAGUUUAGAGGCGCGAAAUGCUAUCCUGCAGAAUUAUCUUUUGAAGUUAAGGACCACAUUAGCCAAUGCCUUGCAAGGACUACCACUGGCAGAUGACUUUCCAGGAGCUUCAAUUGAAAAUAUCGAUCAGUAUUUGGAAAAAUUACACCACUUGGCGAGCUCGAGUACCCAAGGUCACACAUUGAACAAAGCGAAGGACAUAAUUCGUAAGCUAGAUCUCCAAAAUCUUACACUUUGAAGAUUCAUAUUUAAGAAUGCCGAAAUGUGGCGCACAUCCAAGGGUCAAAUAUACUGCACGCGAUGCGGAGAUGCAAUU
Molecule: messenger RNA, 1059 nt
Organism: Anopheles nili
Lineage: Eukaryota; Metazoa; Arthropoda; Insecta; Diptera; Culicidae
Gene: Hmg-2
Product: high mobility group protein 20A
Exons: 2
Coding region: 1-981 (326 amino acids)
Biological process (GO): regulation of gene expression
Cellular component (GO): nucleus
Source: RefSeq, a predicted model, not a curated record